Fimicolochytrium jonesii is the source of this 807-nucleotide messenger RNA. Its product is annotated as lipolytic protein G-D-S-L family. The record is from RefSeq and is a predicted model, not a curated record. Lineage: Eukaryota; Fungi; Chytridiomycota; Chytridiomycetes; Spizellomycetales; Powellomycetaceae. Gene Ontology annotation, molecular function: hydrolase activity. The transcript has 2 exons. Bases 1 to 807 code for a protein of 268 amino acids.
AUGAAACUUUCCACCAUCCUCGCCACCUCCCUCACUCUCCUCCUCUCAACCCCAGCCGUCCUCUCAAUCCCCACCGUUCUCCCCACUCCAACCCUGCACCUCAUCGGCGACUCCACCUGCGCCGGCAGCUCGGGCGUCCUCAAAGGCUGGGGCCAAUAUCUCUCUGCCUAUUUCUCUCCCGAUAAACUCACGAUUAACAACGCAUGCAAAGGCGGGCGCUCAUCCCGCACCUACAUAACUGAAGGUCAUCUUGCUGCUGUCGUGGACGCUAUUAGGCCGGGCGAGGUGGUGCUUUUCGCGUUUGGGCAUAAUGACCAGUCUCCGCUGACGGAUGCGAGCAGGUCGAGGGGUGUGAUUCGGGGUUUUGGCGCGCAGUUCGAAGACACUAUCAACGGCGUAACGCAUAAACCGGAGCGGGUGUACACCUACGGGCAUUACUUGACCAAAAUCAUCGCGGCGGUCAAAUCCAAAGGCGGGAUUCCAGUCCCGAUGUCGCAGACCUUACGAAAGAAAUUUAACAACGGCAAGAUCUUGCGUGGGGAUAACUGGAGCAGUUGGGCUUCGACCGUUGCCAAAAAACAAAACACGGCAUACCUCGACCCAAGGCAGAUUGCGGCGGAUGCGCUUGAUCGGAUGGGCGAAGCAAAAGCAGCGGCGCUGUAUCCGCUAGAUUCGACGCAUAUGGGGGAGGUGGGGGCCGUUUUACAUGCUGAAGCGGUUGUGAAGGCGAUCAAGUGUGUCGGGUUGAAGCCCUUGGUGAACGCGUUGUCGGUGAAGGGGAGAGCGGUGCCUAGAGCUGCUAGCUAG